UCUCUCAUCCACACAAAAGUGGCAGUCGAGUGCAAAAGGCUCGGUACCGGCGGCAGCUUUCAUUUGUCAACUUCAGACUCGAAUGUUUGAGUUGUGGUGGUGCGGUGCAGUGCAAGUCAUCUCGUCUGUCUCUCGCACCGGCACGGCCUCUUCAAUACUCACGAUUCAGCGGAUGGGCCAAGCACGGUAGCAUAUCGCAAGUAAGCAAGUCCUAGAGCAGGGCCGGUUGUUCGCCAUCCUGCUCAGAUCGCACUGAUCAGCAAGGCUUCACUCGGCACCUCUUCAUCUCACCUUGGCCAUGGAAGGAGAGUGGCACACGUGGGAGGAGGAUUUGCGCGCCUCGAGAGGACGUCAAGAGUAAUGUGGAGCGGGAUGUUCUAAGUGACGUCAAUGGAGAUGUUGCUGAGCAGUCUGCAACUUGCAUCACAGCACAGCACAGCACAGACGCCAAGUCUUCGAACGGAUCAUUUUGCUGUACAGUCGUGUACACGUCGAACUCACGCGUGCUUUCUUUCCCGUGUCUUGGCAAAGCAUGCAUAUAUGUCUGCCAUUUGAGGGGCAGAGCACGUUGCAACGGUCGAGAAGCGCGGCGCGGCGCGUUCGCAACCACUUCUCCUUUGACCAUGACAUUUCAUCAAGGCGACUCGAUACACAGCCUGCGCACAGUGCAACCUUGACCAGUAAGAUUCCUGAACGGAAGAGCGCUCUGCUUCACCCUUCGAAGCCUGGAACAGCAAACGCACAAGACAAACAUCGAUGGACAAAGCAUCGAGGAAGACGCGCAUCGCUGUACCUUCUGUCGUUCCAGCUUUUGCACUGCUAGCAUCGUGUGCUCCAGCAUUUGGGCUGCGCUUGGCUCGAGAUCGCAAUUCAAGUCCUUGCCAGGGGCUGUUCGCCAAGCCAGAGCAAAUUACGCGUGGAUCUAGACCUAAGCAUUUGGUGGGGAAAAUCCUACACAAGCCGUGGGAGGACGAUGUCGUCAUGUCACUUUUUGCUGCGAAGACGCCUUUUGAUGUCCAUGUCACGCUAUGGCUUAAGCGGUUCAGAAGAAGAGAGAUUCGCAGGUAACAAAAUUGCACGCAUACACAAGAAUGUCUUCAAGAGCGACAACGCCGGGAGGUUGAAGGGGCGAGCUUCUACUUCGACAAAGACUCGAGUUCAAGCUCGAGAGCUUUUCGCUGAGGGCUUAUUGCUCAGGCAGGCAUAUCACUGGGUGGACAUCUUGGCUUGGAUCUUGACGGGCGACAGCAGGCGGGUUUUAACGCUCGUCGGAGUUGUGAAACUUGUGUGCAAUUUUCUGGUCGGCACAUCGAUCUCGCCAAGUGAGUUACCUGCGUUGACUAUCGCCUUGGCCUCCUCGUCUGCUUGAUGAUGCUCUAGGUGCGUUGUCACAAGGGAUGUUGCUCUACUGCUGGAGUCGCGCAACAUCUCUUGGCUUAUCAAGUGCAGCUCUUGCUCUAGAAAUCAUCGGACAGGCUGUGUCU
Molecule: messenger RNA, 1484 nt
Organism: Ceraceosorus bombacis
Lineage: Eukaryota; Fungi; Basidiomycota; Exobasidiomycetes; Ceraceosorales; Ceraceosoraceae
Source: the annotation of a GenBank genome assembly